AACCACCGUUUCUUGUCACCUUCACUCAAACCUUAUCACCACCGCCAUUUAGCCCUCCAUCAACUCUUUUUCAUCCUCCCUCCCAAAGAGAAAGGAAGGAAACAAAACAAAAACAAGAAGAAAUGGGCUCCGAAGCUCAAGAGCUUCACUUCCUUCUCAUCCCUCUCAUGUCCCAAAGCCACCUCCUCCCAUUCACGGACAUGGCCAAGCACCUCGCCGAGCGUGGAGUUUCCGUCACUGUCGUCAUGACUCCUCUCAACGCCCUCCGCUACGAAUCUGUCUUGGACCACGCCCGAACAUCAGAUCUCGACAUCCACUUCCUGACUCUUCCUUUCCCAUGCAAAGAGGCCGGCCUCCCCGAGGGCUGCGAGAACGCCGACUCGCUCCCCUCAUCGGACCUCAUCACCGCCUUCUUCGAUGCAAGCAACAUGCUGCAAGGGCCCCUCGAGAAGCGCCUCGAAGCCAUGGAGGACAAACCCAGUUGCAUCAUCACUGACAUUUGCUUUCCUUGGACUACUGAUGUUGCACAAAAGUUUGGCCUUCCGAGGAUCGUGUUCCAUACCAUUUCUUGCUUCACCCUCUUGUGCUCUCACAGCAUCAACCGCUCCAAGGUCAUGGAACGGGUCAAGAGCGACGAUGAGCGGUUCGUCGUCCCGGGCCUCCCAGACAAGGUCGAGUUCACCAAGGCCCAGCUUCCGCAAAUGAUGAAGGACGGCCCAGAAGACUUGGAGGAACUCCUGGACAAGUUCAAGGCGGCCGAGCUCUCAGCCGACGGCGUGAUGGUGAACUCCUUCGAGGAGCUAGAGAAGAGUUACGUGAAAGGUUAUCAAAAGGUAGCGAAGAAACUGUGGUGCGUUGGGCCUCUGUCACUCUCCCCAGGGGUCGACUCGGCCAAGCUCGACAGGGGCAACAAGUCCUCGAUCGACCCGAACCAGUGCCUAGAUUGGCUGGACUCUAGGGACCCGAAAUCUGUGCUUUACGUGUGCUUUGGUAGUCUUUGCCACGUGUCGGCCUUGCAGCUCGUGGAGCUGGCCUUGGGGCUUGAGGCAUCGCACUGUUGCUUCAUGUGGGUGAUAAGGAAAGGCGACCACUCACAAGAGCUAGAGAAGUGGCUCUCGGAGUACGGGUUCGAAGAGAGGACCACGGGGAGGGGCCUCAUCAUCAGGGGAUGGGCCCCUCAAGUGAUGAUCCUGUCCCACCCAUCUGUCGGCGGGUUCAUGACGCACUGUGGGUGGAACUCGACGCUCGAGGCGGUGAGCUCCGGAGUGCCAAUGAUAACCUGGCCCAUGUUUGCGGAGCAGUUCUACAAUGAGAAGCAGAUCGCGCAGGUGCUCCAGAUCGGAGUGAGCCUUGGGGUUCAGAGGCCGGUGGAGUGGGUGGAGGAGGAUAAGGUGGGCGUGAUGGUUAGCAGGGAGGCCGUGCAGCACGCGAUCGGGAGGCUGAUGGACGAAGGAGAGGAAGGCACCGAGAGGAGGCUGCGGGUGAAGGAGUUGGGCAAGGCCGCGAGCCAGGCGGUCGCGGAAGGCGGGUCAUCCUACUUCAACCUGACUCUAGUAAUCCACUACGUUCAACAGAUGCUAAGUCGCAAGAAAUCAACGUCCAGAUUAAUGAGACAUUACUAGUCCUCCACGACUAGAUUUACACCCAA
This is a messenger RNA of Syzygium oleosum, 1648 nucleotides long. RefSeq names its product UDP-glycosyltransferase 73C3-like. Gene Ontology annotation, molecular function: UDP-glycosyltransferase activity. The record is from RefSeq and is a predicted model, not a curated record. The coding region runs from base 123 to 1622 and encodes 499 amino acids. The transcript has a single exon. NCBI's taxonomy places the organism in Eukaryota, Viridiplantae, Streptophyta, Magnoliopsida, Myrtales, Myrtaceae.